This is a messenger RNA of Paramuricea clavata, 1526 nucleotides long. The record is from the annotation of a GenBank genome assembly. NCBI's taxonomy places the organism in Eukaryota, Metazoa, Cnidaria, Anthozoa, Malacalcyonacea, Plexauridae.
AUGAAUGAUCAUACAGGAUCGGACAGAGAAGGACUAGAUCAAUAUAUCGGACGCUAUGGCAGGGACAAUCGGAAUGUUGAAGGACAAAGGCUGUUGGAGAUGUGCAGUCUCAAUGGAUGGAUAAUACCAAACAGAUGGUUUAAGAAGAGAGAUAGCCAGCUGUACACUUAUUAUAGUGGUAGAAGUAAGACACAGAUAGACAUGAUUAAUGUAAGAAAAGCUCAGUGGAAGCAUAUGAUGGACGCGAAAGUGAUACCGAGUGAAACAGUGACACCACAGUAUAAACCAAUGGUGGCAACACUAAGGCUAGAGAGGUUUGGUUGGAAGGAACUAUGCUCGACAGAAACGUAGAUACGAAGUCGAAAACUGAAAGGAUCAGUAGCAGUAAAUAUUCGGACAGGAAGUACUAGUUCCACAGCCGAGAGCAGGGAGAGUAAGAUCAGCAGAGUGGAAGGAGUUUAAGGACUUGGUUGUGAAGACAGCGGAACGAAUAUGAACUGGAUAUGGGAAGAAAGCUGAUAGAGAUGAGUGGUGGUGGACGGAAGAAGUACAGACAGCAAUUGAAGAAUGGAGUAAGAGCAGAGAAGAAUUAGAACGGCAACCAUACAGUGAGGCACGACGAAGGUUUACAUUGGCUAAGACAGCGGAGAAAUGGGCAGUGAAACAAGCCAAGAAAAGAGCUGAAGAUUAUUUAUACCAUGAACUGGAAAACGAGCCACUUGUAGCACAAAAGAAGAUUUACUACAAGCUAGUAAGAACAAGAAAGGAGGGACAGGAAUACAAGCUAGGUUAUGCCGCCCUUUAUUUAACAACAUGAAUGGAGAUUUACAGAUAGAGGGAGAAGCAGUACUAUUUAUGAUGCAGGAGAUUUACAGGUGAAGGGAGUACUUUGAAACCCUUCUCAAUGAGGAAAAUCCAUUUACUGCCAACAUACAAACAACAACAUAAAUAGCCAGGAAUCUCUACAGAGGAAGUAAAGGAGCAAUAAGUAAGAUGAAAUCAAGAAGAGAAGCAGGACAAGAUGCGAUCACGCUGGAGAUGGUACUUGCGCUGGGAUAAGAAGGGAUUGUAUGGUUACACAGAGUAUUGGAUGCAAUCUGGAAAGAAAAGCGUAUACCCGACGACUGGUUAGAAUCCAUGCUGGACAGGUGACUUUAUAUAAGAGUAAAAGAAACAUCCGUGAGUGUGAUAACUAUAGAGGGAUCAAACUUCUAUCGCAGAUGAUGAAAUGUUUUCAUAAAAUAUUAGAUAGCAGGAUGCGAGUGUUCGUGGAGCCUUACCUGGGAGAAGAUCAGUUUGGUUUCAGGAAGGGAAGAGGGGCGAUUGAUGCUAUGUUCAUUGUGAGACAGAUGAUGGAGAGAAAGCUAGAAUUACAACAAGAGAGCUGCUGGGGCUUCUUGGACUUAGAGAAGGCGUAUGACAAAAUUAAUAAAGGAAUGAUUCCACCAGUCCUGCGAUUGUACCACGUUUCAGAGAAACUGAUAAACAUGGUGAUAGCGUUGUACAGAACACAAGUAGACAAAUGA